CCAGGGGUCCUUUCUGCCUCCUGUGCUGGGAGUGUACGAGGGGGGGAGUUCAGUAGGUGCUGCUGAGAGCCGGAAAACCGGUGAGGCCAGACCGUGUGCUUGGUCCCUGCUCUGGGCCAUGCGGUUUGAAACACUGACACCGUGUGCUUGGUCCCUGCUCUGGGCCAUGCGGUUUGAAACACUGACGCUUACCUUCUUCCUGCCCACAGGCUCCACCCCACUGCCCUGGCUCUGCCGGUCUGCAGGGCAGGGUCCCACCUGCCUUCACCACGUGGUGGUUUCCCACGCUCGCUGCACUUUGGAAUCGGCCUGGGAGCUUUGAAAAACAUUGAUGCUGGCACCUCACCUCCAGAAAGCAGGAUUUAAUCAGCCUGGGGCAGGGCCUGGCAUUGGUGGUGUUGAUACACUCCCCGGGUAUUUUCUCAUGCACGUGGCCAGGACUGAGACCCACUGACACAGAUGUUGGCAGCUUCCAUCUGUCCUUGCCUGCUUUCCUGUUGUUCUUGCUGGUGUCCACACUGCAGCUGUGACCACAGUGUAAUCUAGUUACUGGGCAGAGGCCCGAGGGGCUCAGGUGAGCACCCCCUGGGCAGGGGUUCAACAUCUGCCUCUCCUGCUACCCUGCAGGUGCACAAAGGUGGUUGGACUGAGAGCAUCAGCACACCCUCCCCUCCCGCAUCCCCCCAGUCCCGGGGGGCCUCUGCCCCUCAUUCCCGGCUCUACCAUCUCCACCCCCUCCCCCGCAGGGCUGCCCACAGACUGGGGGUGUGGGAAGCAGGGAGGAUGCGUGGAGGGAGCAGCUCCCCCGCCGCCUCUGGCUGGCGAGCGGUUCCUCGGCAACCGCCCAGCCUGACACCAGAUUGGAGUUCACAUGAUUCUGCCUCAGCACAGGAAUGGGCAGCUUCCAGCUGGGGAUUUUCUAGAUGGAGCUGGGAGGCUGGGUCUGCGGGAGAUCGUUGGAGGAGAGCUGGGCGCCCGGCUGCAGGAAGCCGGCUGCUUGAGGUUUGCGGGCAGAGCCCAGCUGGGGCGGGCAGAGUCACGGAGGACUGUGCCAGACUCCCCCCUGGGAGCACUCCCUGCAGCCCGAUUCCCGGAGCUGCCUGCACCUGGCUGCAGAGACCAGGCGGCCUUGCUGGGGCUCGGGAGAGCAGCGCAGGUGGGGCUCCCUCCAGCUAUUUCCAAACUGCUGGUUAUUUAUGACCCAUUAGUGGGUCAGAAAAUCAAUUUAGUAGUUCGCGACCUGCAUUUUAAAAAAUGAAAUAGAACAGAAAAUAUCAGGGCGCAUGGCAAGUACUAGGCAGUAAGAAGCAUCCCUGAGAUUCUAGGCCAGCGCCCUGGAGAGGACAGGGGAGGUGCGACCUCCUGGGACGCUACGACUGGGAGGGCCCCUCCCCCGCCAGUAAUGCGCAGCCCUUGGUAGCGCUCGAAGCACCUUCUACAGACGGGAUGGCGGCGGAGGGACCGGCCCAGCCCCGCAGCCCAUGAGAGCAGAGGCCCCUUUAGGCCCAAAGAUGGGGAACAGCACUGCGGACAACUCCUCGCUGAGCUGCACCAUCGACCACACCAUCCACCAGACGCUGGCCCCGGUGGUCUACGUCACCGUGCUGGUGGUGGGCUUCCCGGCCAACUGCCUGUCCCUCUACUUUGGCUACCUGCAGAUCAAGGCCCGCAACGAGCUGGGCGUGUACCUGUGCAACCUGACGGUGGCCGACCUCUUCUACAUCUGCUCGCUCCCCUUCUGGCUGCAGUACGUGCUGCAGCACGACAACUGGUCGCACGGGGACCUGUCCUGCCAGGUGUGCGGCAUCCUCCUCUACGAGAACAUCUACAUCAGCGUGGGCUUCCUCUGCUGCAUCUCCAUCGACCGCUACCUGGCCGUGGCCCACCCCUUCCGCUUCCACCAGUUCCGGACCCUGAAGGCGGCCGUGGGGGUCAGCGCCGUCAUCUGGACCAAGGAGCUGCUGACCAGCGUCUACUUCCUCAUGCACAAGGAGGUCAUCGAGGACGGGAACCGGCACCGCGUCUGCUUCGAGCACUACCCCAUAGAGCCAUGGCAGCGUGGCAUGAACUACUACCGCUUCCUGGUGGGCUUCCUCUUCCCCAUCUGCCUGCUGCUGGCCUCCUACCAGGGCAUCCUGAGGGCCGUGCGCCGCAGCCACGGCACCCAGAAGAGCCGCAAGGACCAGAUCCAGCGGCUCGUGCUCAGCACCGUGGUCAUCUUCCUGGCCUGCUUCCUGCCCUACCACGUGCUGCUGCUGGUGCGCAGCCUCUGGGAGGCCAGCUGCGACUUCGCCAAGGGCGUCUUCAACGCCUACCACUUCUCGCUGCUGCUCACCAGCUUCAACUGCGUGGCCGACCCCGUGCUGUACUGCUUCGUCAGCGAGACCACGCACAGGGACCUGGCGCGCCUCCGCGGGGCCUGCCUGGCCUUUCUCACCUGCUCCAGGACCGGCCGGCCACGGGAGGCCUACCCGCUGGGCACGCCCGAGGCCUCGGGGAAGAGCGGGGCCCAGGGCGAGGAGCCCGAGCUGUUAACUAAGCUCCACGCCAGCUCGCCUGCGGGCGGGGGGUCCCCCAUGGGGGGCUCAGCCUAGCCUGGGUCCCCCACGCUGGGGCCAGGGAGGCCUGAGCCUGCAGCCGCUGGUCCGGGGCCCUGAGCUUGCUGGCCAGCUGCCCCCCGCUUUGCCAAGCGCAGGUGCCUCUUUUCGCGGGAGGGAACGAUGGCCCUGGUCUGUGGAGGGGAGUAAACCCUACGGGCUCACCCGUGUCCUCUUGCCGGCUGGAUGUGGCCAGGCUGGGGCUCCUGGGGGAGGAAGAGUGAGCUGUGGCUUCCAGGAGGUUUUCAAAGAGCAGCUGGUGAGGGGCUGUGGAGUGGAGGGUCAUGGGGUGGAGGAUCGGGAGGUGAGGUGGGCAGCUGGGUGUCCACCUGCCAGGGCCUUCCAGGGCCAUCAUCAUCACAGAUGAUACCUGUCCAAGUGCACCAACCACUGUUACAUGAUGAUAUGACACAUGAAGCUGUACUGUCAUCAUGAACCCUGGAGCCCAGCCCCACGCAGGGUGGGAAGGGGGGAUUGGUUGGGGAGAAGGGAGGUGGGGGGUGUCUGGGUCGCUGGGAGUGGGAGUGAGGCCAGUGAGGGUGUGACAGGCAGAGGAGGUCUCUAGCUCCAGCCAUUUCACGGUUUCACAGGAGGCUGAGCAGAUCCCCAGCCUGAAGGCUGAUGGAAAACAAUCCCCAGGGCUCCCUGGGGAGAUGUCUGUGGUCCUUAAAAAGUCUGCACAGAAGCUCAAGUGUCAGGACAGGGGCCUGAAGCCAGCGUGUCUUUGAGCAAGUGGCCGACACAGACUCCUCCUAAUCAGAUUUCUGUUUCCCCGAAGGGCCAGAUCUGGAAGCCUGGGGUGGGCGGGGGUGGCAGAGUGUGUGUGUUCAUGGUUAAAAUGCCACAGUCUCCAUGACAGCUGUGUGCCAAGACCCUGGGGCUAGGACCCUGUGACCGCAGUACCCCACCCCCUCCGCCUUGUCCCCUUCCACACCCACGGUGGCGUGUCUAGCAGUCUCGGAGAGGAGCACGUGUUCUCCCCGAGUGCUCGGCUACAACAGAGCAAAUAUGACAGGCGCACGCUCUGGCAGCUCUCUGCCAAAGGCCCGGGGUAAAGUCUGCUCUGGUUUAAAUAGCUCCGUGACAAGGAGAAGAGGUGGCCUCUGUUCUCUGUCUCUGCUCCGCUGCCGAUGUCCCACCUGACCCACCAGGAGAGUGACAUUGGGUGUUUGCGCCAUGCGUAGCCCAGAGUCCUGACCGCCAUCUUUUGUUCUGUCCUGAAAGGCUGGCCCCCAAGGCUUUGUUCUGCCCUGGGGCUCAUCUCUCCCGCAACGUUGUGCCUGACCACGUUGAGGUGUCCCUCCCACUCCCCGACACGUGCACACACGCGUGCGCGCGCACACACACGGAUUUCUCCUGUUCAGUUUUGCACAAAGCUUCGUGCCCCUGAGUGCCAUCCCUUCGAAGGUCUCUGGAGAGUGGCAGGGAGUAGAAGUUGGCAUGUUGGAACUUUUCUGGAAUCUGCCAGAGGGGGCUAGGAAGAACCCCUUUCUCAAUCUCCCUCCCCUUCUUCUUCCCAACCUCCAAGAGGUUGAUCCUUUACCCGGUGUCUCUUAACCCGUCCAUCAGGGGUGCCCAGAGGCAGGCAGCCCAGACUGGAUGUGCCCCAGGGAGGCAUGGUCACUGUGGUCCCAGGGCUACACUUGACUUUGACUGGGCAGCCUCUGCCCAGAUCCUUGUGGAGGGCCUCCCGUGCCCUGGGGAGGUUCUCUUCCCCUUCCUGGAGGAGAAAGUGACUAGAUUUGAAGGUGGCAGAAAUGGCCACACAGCCAGGAAGAGCCCACUCAGCCCCAGCCCAGGAUCUUACUGGGUCAGUGGCAUUGGUUGAACCCUCCAUGCCACCUCAUUGUACCGCAUCCCCUCUGUUCUGACUGUAGACACCGGCGUUUCCACGGCAUGGACUGGGAUGAGCUGAGGUCAGUGCCAUUUACUGUCAAGAACUGUGUUUUUGUAUUGUCCUCUCUUUUAUGUCAAGUCUGUGUGUGCCGACUGUGCCAUGGGUUUAUGUAGCAAACUUCAGUCUGCAAAUAAAGCAAAGUAACCAGCCGCA
Molecule: messenger RNA, 4647 nt
Organism: Microcebus murinus (gray mouse lemur)
Lineage: Eukaryota; Metazoa; Chordata; Mammalia; Primates; Cheirogaleidae
Gene: GPR68
Product: G protein-coupled receptor 68
Biological process (GO): G protein-coupled receptor signaling pathway; cellular response to pH
Cellular component (GO): membrane
Molecular function (GO): G protein-coupled receptor activity
Source: RefSeq, a predicted model, not a curated record